This is a messenger RNA of Solanum verrucosum, 3579 nucleotides long. RefSeq names its product cysteine-rich receptor-like protein kinase 15. The record is from RefSeq and is a predicted model, not a curated record. Gene Ontology annotation, biological process: protein phosphorylation. Lineage: Eukaryota; Viridiplantae; Streptophyta; Magnoliopsida; Solanales; Solanaceae. Gene Ontology annotation, molecular function: protein kinase activity; ATP binding.
AUGGCUAUUCAGAAGUGGCUACUCUUUCUUUUUUUGCAUAUCCAUCUUUAUAAUACUCCCAUCCUAGCGCAGCUGUCCGAUUUAAAAUACGUUCAGUGUGGUGGCAAUGGUAACUAUACUGAAGAUAGUGCAUACCAGAACAAUCUAAAAACCCUCCUCUAUUCCCUUUCCUUAAAUGUCGAUGAAUAUGGUUUCUACAAUGCUUCCAUUGGCCAAAACAGCAACAAGGUCAGUGCUAUUGUGAUGUGUAGAGGAGAUAUAGGGCUUGAUCGAUGUCACUAUUGUGUCGAUAACAUUGGUCAAAAGCUUGUAGAGAUAUGUCCUAACCAAAAAGAAGCUAAUGCUGCCUAUGAUGAAUGUUCGUUGCAGUACUCCAAUCGAUCCAUCAUAAACGAUACUACAUCAUUUCCUACUCUAUAUUAUUUCUGGAAUCAUGUGAAUGCCUCACAACCGGAGGAAUUCAACAAGGAUCUCGAAAUAUUAUUGGUUGAUUUGCGAGACCAAGCUGCAAAUGGUGGUGAUCCCCGUAGAAAAUAUGCUAGUGGUAAUGCGACAGGCCCAGAUUUUCAGACUAUAUAUGCACUUGUGCAGUGCACUCCUAAUCUAUCUCCUCAGAAUUGCUUCGAUUGCUUAACUGGCGCUUAUGGGACUAUGCCUAGCUGUCCCUGCAAGGGAAAGACUAGUGGCAGAAUUAUAGGACUUAGCUGCUAUUUCCGUUAUGAAACUUAUCGUUUCUUCACUGACGUGCCAUUGAAAGCUCCGCCACCUGCAGGGAAUCAUAAUAAAACAGCUCCAACAGGGAAUGGUGGUAAAACAGCUCCAAUCAUAAGGAAGGAUGAUAAGAAAACUCGACUACCCGUUAAUAUUAUCAUAAUUGUGCCAACUAUUAUAGUUAUUAUUCUUACUGUAUUAAUUUUUGUCAUUAUAAUGAAGAAGCGAAAGAGGAAGCUGGUGAACAAAAUUCAGAGUACACUCGGCGAUGAUAUUAGCACUGCAGAAUCCUUGCAAUAUGAAUUUUCUACAAUCAGAGAAGCGACAAAUAACUUCUCAAUUGAUAAUAAACUGGGAGAGGGCGGAUUUGGUCCUGUGUACAAGGGUACACUUCAAAAUGGACAAGAAGUAGCAGUGAAAAGAUUGUCAGCAGAUUCAGGCCAAAGUGAACUAGAAUUCAAAAAUGAGGUUCGGUUGGUUGCCAGGCUUCAACACAGGAAUUUGGUUAGGUUGAAGGGAUUUUGUCUAGAUGGAACAGAGAGACUUCUUGUCUACGAAUUUGUUCCCAAUGCAAGCCUUGACAAAUUUUUAUUUGAUCAAGUUAAACGUAGGCAAUUGGAUUGGGGAAGGCGAUCAACAAUCAUUGGAGGUGUUGCUAAGGGAAUUCUUUACCUUCAUGAGGACUCUAGACUUCGCAUCAUUCAUCAUGAUCUCAAAGCUAGUAAUGUUCUGCUUGAUGCAGAAAUGAAUCCUAAGAUUUCAGACUUUGGCAUGGCAAAGCUAUUUAAAUUGGAUGAAACUCAUGGCAACACAGACAGAAUUGUUGGGACCUAUGGUUAUAUGGCGCCAGAGUAUCUACACGGGCAAUUUUCAGUCAAAUCUGAUGUUUUUAGCUUUGGAGUACUAGUCCUUGAAAUUGUAAGUGACCGAAGAAACAAUUGUUUCAUAAAUGGAGAAUCUACGGAAAGCCUAUUGAGCUAUGCUUGGUCGAAUUGGCGUGAAGGAACAUCUUCAAAUUUGAUCGACCCCAUGUUGACGGGAAGCUCAGGACCGGAUCGUGACAUAGUGAGAUACAUCCACAUAGCUUUAUUGUGCGUUCAAAAAGAUGUUGCAAAUAGACCAACCAUGGGUGCAGUUGUUCUCAUGCUCAAUACUCACUCUUCAAGUCUUCCACUUAUUGAAGAAUCCAAUUCAAGAAUAAUGGCACAGUCAAGUAAACUAGCCAAAAGUAAAUCAAAUUGUUCAUCACGAAAUGAGGCAUCCGUGUUAAAGAAUGACAAAUGUCCCACAUCGAUGACAGCCAUGACCAUAGCUAUUCAGAGGGUGCUACUCUUUCUUUUUUUUGCAAUACAUGUUCAUUUUCUCAAUAUUGUAUCGGCUUCGCAGCUUCCUGAUUUACGUUACAGUUCAUGUGGUACCAAUGGUAACUAUACUGAAAAUAGUGCAUGCCAGAAUAAUCUUAACACACUCCUCUCUUCCCUUUCCUCAAAAAUCGAUAACAAUGGUUUCAGCUAUGCUUCCGAUGGCCAAAGCGCCGACAAGGUCAGUGGUAUUGUGCUAUGUAGAGGAGAUGUGGAGCUAGAACAAUGUCGCAUUUGUGUCAAUAACAUUGCUCAAAAACUUUUACAGUUAUGUCCUACCCAAAAAAGAGCAAUUGGUGGCUAUGAUAACUGUUCGUUGCAGUACUCGAAUGAUUCAUCCAUUUUAGAAACUACAUCAUUUUCUCUUCAAUAUUACUUUUCGAAUCCUGCUAAUGCCACAAAACCCGAGGAAUUUAACCAGGAACGGAGUAAAUUACUGGAAAAUUUACGAGAUCGUGCUGUAGAUGAUGGUUCCUCACUUAAAUAUGCUACUGGUAAUGCGACAGGUCCAGAUUUUCAGUCUAUAUAUGCACUUGUGCAGUGUACUCCUGAUUUAUCUCCUCAGAAUUGCCUCAAAUGCUUAACUGUGGCUUAUGAAAAUAUGCCUAAUUGUCCCUGCAACGGCAAGAGGGGUGGCAGAAUCAUUGUGUCUAGGUGCAAUCUCCGUUAUGAAAGUUCCAAAUUCUUCUAUGUAGCGUUGGGAUCUCCUCCACCUGCAGGAAAUGAUGAUAAAACAGCUCCAAUGGGGAAUGAUGAUGAAAAAGCUCCAACAGGGAAUGAUAAUACAGCUCCAAUAGUGCAGGAUGAUAAAAAAGCUCGACUCGUCAUUAUUAUCAUUGUGUCAAAUGUUAUAGUUGUUAUUCUUACUGUGUGUAUUUCUGUCAUCUUAAUGAAGAAGCGAAAGAGGAAGCUGGUGGACAAAAUUCAAGGUACACUCGGUGAUGAUAUUAGCGAUGUAGAAACCUUGCAAUAUGAUUUUUCUACAAUUAGAGCAGCAACAGACAACUUCUCAAAUGCUAAUAAAUUGGGACAGGGAGGAUUUGGUCCUGUGUAUAAGGGCAAGCUACCAAAUGGACAAGAAGUAGCAGUGAAGAGAUUGUCAGCAGAUUCAGGCCAAGGUGAUCUAGAGUUCAAAAACGAGGUCUUGUUGGUAGCCAAGCUUCAACACAGGAAUUUGAUUAGGUUACUGGGAUUUUGCCUGGAUGGAACAGAGAGACUUCUUGUCUAUGAAUUUGUUCCCAAUGCAAGCCUUGACCAAUUUUUAUUUGAUCAAGUUAAACGUAGCCAACUGGAUUGGGAAAGGUGAUCCAAAAUCAUAGGAGGCAUAGCUAGGGUAAUUGUUUAUCUUCAUGAGGAUUCUAGACUUCGCAUCAUUCAUCGUGAUCUCAAAGCUGAAAAUGUUCUACUUGAUGCAGAAAUGAAUCCUAAAAUUGCAGACUUUGGCAUGGCAAGGCUAUUUAAAUUGGAUGAAACUCAAUGCAACACAAACAGAAUUGUUGGGACCUAG